Eimeria tenella is the source of this 2874-nucleotide messenger RNA. Its product is annotated as ATP-dependent RNA helicase, putative. Gene Ontology annotation, molecular function: ATP binding; RNA helicase activity; RNA binding. The record is from RefSeq and is a predicted model, not a curated record. Lineage: Eukaryota; Apicomplexa; Conoidasida; Eucoccidiorida; Eimeriidae. Bases 1 to 2874 code for a protein of 957 amino acids. The transcript has 3 exons.
AUGUGGAAGCCCCAGCAGCAGCAGCAGCAGCAGCAGCCACAAACGGGGCUGCGAUGCGGGGCGCGGCUGGUGCCUUGGCGGCAGAGGCUGCUGCUGCUGCUGCUCCCCGUGCUGCUACUGCUGCUGCUGCUGCAGCUAGCUGCCUCGCAUGCAGUCCGCGUCAGUGCAAAGGGGACGUGGGCAUUUGCAUCUCCGUCUGCUGCUGCUGCUGCUGCUCCUGUUGCUGUUACUCCUGCUGCUGCAAUGGCGCUGCGCAUGCAGCAGCAGCAGCAGAAGAAGAAACAAAUAGGCAGAAAACAUCCUCCAGCGGAGCAAGUUCGGCGGCAGGAAAUGCUGCUGUGGCAGCAGCAGCAGCAGCAGCAGCUGCGGCGGCAGCAGAGGGUUCUCUGGGGUGCAGCCAACAGCAGCAGGGGCAGCGGCUCUUUUGAGACUCAGUUACUGCAGCUGCUGCAGAGUGGAGAGCGGCGCACUGCCCGCCGCAAGCAGCAGCAGCAGCACCAAAAGCAGCAGCAGCAGCAGCAGCAGCAGCAGAAAGGCCACGCGCAACGGUCCAGCCUGCAUGGUGUGAAGUCGCCACAGCAGCAGCAGAAGCACCAACUGCAGCAAAGGCAGCAGCAGAAGCAGCAGCCACAGCAGCAGCAGCAGCAGGGCGUUCCAGCAGCACAGCGUGGCCUUGGCAGCAAAGAAGAGGCCCCGAGCCGCAACAGAAAGCCUCAGGAGCUGCCGAAUGAUAUAGCAAAGGCAGUUGCAGCAGCAGCAGCAGCAGCUAAUGCUGCUGCUGCAGCAGGAAAGGAGCUGCCAGUCCUCUUCCCGGGGAUCAGGGCCAUUCCUCAGCAGCAGCAAAACAAGCAGCAUCAGCAGCAGCAGCAGCAGCAGCAGGUGCUAGUCGAUGGCGUGGUCGAUUUGAACACCUUGCCCCACAUCUCGCCAGAGUCCCUCGGACUGCAGCAGCAGCAGCAGCAGCAGCAAGAGCAGCAACAGGAUGGAACUGCUGCCGGCGAAAACAGCAGCAGGGCCGAGGACUCUUUGCUGCUGCUGCAGCCUUCCUUGAGGCGCUCUUUGCUGCGCGGCGGCAUCAGUUGUCUUUCGCCGCUGCAGCGUGCUGCGCUACUGUGGCAGCAGCAGCAGCAGCAGCAGACCGCAGAGGACGGGGGCAGCAGCAGCAAAAGCAGAUGCGACAAUGUGCUGCUGCUGCCGGGCCCCACAGGCAGCGGGAAAACGCUGGCCUACGUACUUCCCAUUUUUCAGCAGCUUCUAGCGCAUGCAGAGGAGCAGCAGCAGCGCCUCCAGCAGCAGCAGCAGCACCUGCAGCACCUGCGGCAGCAGCAGCAGCUAAUGCAGCAGCAGCUGCGGCUGCCGCAGCAGUAUCAGCAGCUGCCACAGCAAGAAGUGCCCUUGCAGCAGCAGCAGCACCAGCACCAACAGCCACAGCAGGAGCAUGAGCAGCAGCAGCAGCAGCAGCAGCAGCCGCAGCAGCAGCACGUGUGCGCCAGCGUGUCUCGCGUGAAGGGAGGCAUUAGGGCGCUGGUUUUGGCCCCCACGAGAGAAGUGGCAGCACAAGUCUACAGACUGUGCUGCAGCCUCAGCAGCGAGGUGCAGCAGCAGCAGAAGCUGCUGCAGCAGCGACACGCUGCUGCUGCUGCUGCUGCCGACGGCGCCACAGCUGCUGCUGCUGUCGCUGCGGGCCCGUGCUGCUGUGCUGCUGCAGUGAGGCCCGCGCUGCUGAUUGGAGGCGCAAACCCGCAGCUGCUGCUGCUGCGGCUGCGACAGCAAAAGGCAAAUGUGCUUGUUGCUACGCCGGGCCGCCUGCUGCAGCUGUUGCGCCUCAAGGCAGCGAUCCAGCAGCAGCAGCAGCAGCAGCAGAAACGACCCAAGGGGACCGGAGCCUUGCAGCUGCAUGCGCUGCAGUUUGUUGUUGUGGAUGAGGCAGACGCGUUCUGCAGCAGCAGCAGCAGCAGCAGCAAGAGCAGCAGCAAAGUCAGCUCUAGCAAGGUCGCGAGCAGCAAGAGCGGCGGCAGCAACGCCAACAGAACUAGCAUUGGCAGCAGAAGCAGCAGCAACUGCAGCAGCAGCAGCAGCAAGGCAAGGGAUCGCUUUGGCGAUCUAACUGAAUUGCUGCAGCGCAGCAUGAGCAGCAGCGGAGGCGGCAAGGGCUCGCCGCUGCUGCUGCUGGCUUCUGCUACUUUGGGGGAGGCCCCGAAGGCGAUAUUGGGGGCCCUUGGGAGGUCUGCUGCUGCUGCUGCAGCAGCAGCUGCUGCCGCUGCUGUUCGUGCUGCAGGCGCAGCAGCAGCGCUGCCCAGCAACCUGCUGCACCUCGCGGUGUCUUCGCAGCACUGCAACAAAGUGGCGCUGCUGCUGCUGCUGCUGCGGGCGGAGCCUUUGAACAAGCGCUGCAUCGUGUUUUGCAGGUCCCCUCUUGCUGCUGAACACCUCCAGCGAGCUCUGGCUCUUCGCUUGGGCCCCAAGAGGUCCCUUUUGCUGCAGGGGGAUGCAGAGGGGCGGGAGCGCCGUGCUGCUGUUGCUGCUAUGCAGCAGCUGCCUGCUGCUGCUACUGCUGCUGCUGCUGCUGCGACAGCCGCCACUGCUGCAGUUCUCGUCGCCUCCGAGACAGCAGCAAGGGGGCUCGAUCUGCCCCUCCUUACCCACGCAAUCAACUUCGAUCCUCCUACCGAUGCACUCUCGCUGGCGCACCGCAGCGGGCGAGUUGGCCGCGCGGGCAAUCCAGGCUGUGUAAUAUCUUUAGUGGCUUCAGCAGCGGAGAGGCUGAAGCUGCAGCAGCAGUACCAGCAGCUGCAGCAGCAGCAGCUGAUGCUGCAGCAGCUGCACUACUGCGUGCCUCACGAGGGAAGACUCUGGCGUGUUUCGGAGCCCUGA